CGAAACGCGCAGACUCGAAUGCAAUCGAUGAGCACAUCCGUCAUACGCCGCCAUUUGCGAAAGAAAGGCCGAUCGCUGCCCGGAGCGCGAGUGUCAUAGUUUGAUUAUGUCGAGUGUGUAAUUGUUAUUUACGCUAUAACUGUGAACUCAGUGUCGGCAUUUGAUCAGUUAAAAUGAUUGUGAGAUCUUGGAGCAUUUUGUGCCUGGGAGUUUUGGUGGCUUCUGUGCUCGGGGCGCAGGGAAACAACGACAAUGAAGACAUACCCUAUUUGGAACUCGCGGAGCCUGAUGAGGGCUACCAUGGCCUGAUCCGGGAGAACGAGACCUUAGUGGAGGUGACGCCUCCCAUUCGCGCGAGAGGCCCUCUCUGCUCGUUCCUUAUCCUCAACAAUAAGCAUCAUGGGGAGGCUCCUUUUGAGAUCAUGGUUAUCGACGAGAACGAGGCCCGGCUGCGCGUGCGCUUCCCGCUCAACUGCGAGAAGCGGCGGAACUACAAGUUCGACAUCGCCGCUGUAGGCUGCGACGGGUCCUACUCUAACACCGUCCCAGUCCACAUCACAGUGACAGACGUGAACGAGUUCGCCCCAGUAUUCUCGCAGUCAGCCUACGUCAAGACUGUGGAUGAAGGCCGCAUCUACGACGAGAUUCUCAGAGUAGAGGCCACAGACAGAGACUGCACCCCGCGAUACGGCGACGUCUGCAAAUACGAGAUCCAGAGCGACAGGGCUACGCCCUUCGCUAUUGAUAAUGAAGGAGUAAUCCGCAACACGGAGCCGCUGGACUACGAGAAAGCUCACAACCACAUCCUGUCGGUGGUGGCUUACGACUGUGGCAUGCUGGAGUCAGCCCCCGUCAUGGUCACCAUCAAGGUCAACAAGCCCUGCCGCGCUGGCUGGAAAGGAGUAGCAGAACGCGUAGACUAUGCCCCAGGCACGGGUCCACUCGCGCUGUUCCCGGCAGCCCGCUUGGAGGCGUGCUCGUCGGACGAGCGCUGCCCCGGGGUGACCAGGAUACAGGCCGCGGUCACCCUGCAAGCUUCCCGCGCCGGCACCGGCUGCGACAGAGACACCUACUCACUGCACGCGCAGAAAACCAUAUGUGGUAUGGAUGCUAAGACAGAGGAUCUCCUCCCGAGCCCUGGCGCUGGAAGCGAAUGGACGAAGUCUCUAAAACCUGACCUGGGUCGCGACGGCGAGCAGAUGUUCGAGUUCGAUGGGGAGACAACAGCGGCCAUAGUUCCGGAAUCAAUCCUCCCUCACACCCUGGCUGGGAGUUUCUCGAUCACGACGUGGAUGCGUCACGCGCCUGCGCCAGACCAGGACAAGCAUCGCAAGGAGCAUGUGCUGUGUCUCGCCGAUGAUCAUAAGAUGAACCGCCAUCACUACGCGCUGUUCGUGCGCAACUGCCGUCUGAUCCUGCUGUUGCGCCGCGACUUCGGCGAAGGAGACCUGAACAUCUUCCGCCCGGCUGAGUGGAGGUGGAAGAUCCCAGAGGUAUGCGACAACGAAUGGCAUCACUACGCGAUCAACGUGCGUUUCCCGAACGUGGAGCUGAUCAUCGAUGGAGAGCCCUACCACAGUGUCGACGGCAAGGGACCAGAGGUCAUCGACGACUGGCCACUGCAUCCGGCUCAUGGGGUUAACACUACUAUGGUUGUGGGGGCCUGCUGGCAAGGUACAGAGAGCGACAUGAAGCAUCACCUGCGGGGUUGGCUGGCCGGGCUGGGAGUGCUGCGACACGCCGUGCAGCCUGCCCACGCCUUAAAGUGCGUGGCGCGAUGCCGAGAGGGGCUGAGUCUUGCUCCUGAUCUAUAUCUGAAGUCAGUAUCAGUGGAAGGUGACGGCGUGGCGGACGUGGAGACACUCCUGCGCCGCGUGGCGUACGGCGACGCCAGGGCAUACCCCACGCCCGGCCGGCGCAACGUGCACGUCGCCACUACCAUCACCUGCGACAACGGGCGCAUCAUCAAGGCCAUGCCAGCGGAGUCCUACGUCAUGGUGCUGCAGCCGCAGACGCCGACCAUCCUGAUCAACGGGUCCGGGGACGCGGCGCGGGACUACGCCCACUUCAGGGCGGGGCUGCGGGUGUUCCCCGAGCUGAGUGUCCACGUCAUGGCCAGAGGCGGAGACUACAUGCGCGAAGCAGAAUCCCAGAAGUUAGACUCGUGCGUGGUGUCUGUCUACCCUGCACUGAACCCAGACCAUGAAGCGCUCUCCCUGCGCGACGCGGCCGACCUGCCGCUGCGGUACGACAUCCGCGCGGCGGUCACGCGGGACGGCGUCAUACUCACUGGCGCCGAUACUGUGCAGAAUUAUCAGGAGGUGCUCCGCGAGAUUGAGUACAGCAACAAGAAGCCAGCGUACUACCUGAACCGCGUGUUCAAGCUGACCUGUUCUGAACUGAACGGACGGUUCACCUCCAACGAAUACGUGCAGACGCUGACGGUGGUGCACCCCCACAUGUCCGGAGGGGAGCUGGCCCGCGAGCUGCACCCCAGCGGCGUCGCUGACAAGAUGGACGCCGUCGCUAGAGACAAACAGCCCGCGGCCCGCGCCCCGUCCCCGCGCGUGUACGCGGCGCACGCGCUGCGCUCGCCGCACGCCGCCGACCUGCCCGCCGCGCGCCUGCUGGACGUGCGCGGCAAGGACGCGCCCGCCAACCACGUGGCCCUGCUGAUCGGCGUGGUGUCGUGCGGCGUGGUGGUGGUGCUGGCGGCCGUGGGCAUCGCGCGCGCGCGCCCGCGCCGCCUGCCGCGCGCCGCGCGCCGCCUGCCGCCCGCCGACACCGACAUGGCCUGGGACGACUCCGCGCUUACCAUCACCGUCAACCCCAUGGAUGAGUCGGCGCCGUCGUGCGGGCGGCCGGCGGCCGAGAGCUCGGAGGGCGAGUCGUGCUCCGACUCGGACUCCGACCACCACGACUCCGAUGAUGAUGAUGACGAAGUGUUGCCAGGCAAACAGCACAAGUACAGAAACAUCAGUCAGUUGGAGUGGGACAACAGCACGAUGUAAUGCGAUGUACUUAUUUCUGUCUCUUUCACUCCCGCCGCGCCGCCGCUCUUCUCUGUCGCACGCGGCGCACCGAGUGACGUUUCAAUAUGGCCGCCAAUAUCUUCUGAUUGGUUGCUGUUGAAAACACGAAAAAGUAUAUAAUUUUAAAAAUAGAACAUUCGUUAUAUGAUCUAAAAAUGAUUAUUUAUUAUUAACUUUGUUAAUCAAAUAUUCAUAUUUGGAAAACUGGAUUUUUCUGUUUUAUUUACGAAUGUAACUUGAAUUUGCUUGUCGAAUAUAACGAUGUAUAUCUUCGACUAUUGAAAGCUAUAAAUAAAAGUUACAAUUAAGUCAUAUUGAGGCGUCACAGAACAUAAAAGAUCAAAAAGUUCUAUAACGGAAUUGAUUUUGUAUUUGCAUCGGUCGAAUAGUUUAUAAAAAUAACGCUUUUGCACAAAACCACGCGAGGCACAACAUUUUCUGAACUCAUAAUUUGUAGUACUAUUUUAAGGUCUCAAAAUUGAUCAUAUCAAAAUUAAUACGUAAUAAUUUUCCCUUCUGCUUGCUUUAGUAGGACGAAUUGGUCUAAAUUACUAGGGACGACACUCUUCGUAUCUUUUCUAUUUAAUUUCUAAGUGAAAUCAGAUUGUAUGUAUUGAUUGUAUUAGUCGUUGUAAUUUCGUAUGAAAUCGGUAAUAAGAGAUAAUAUAGCUGUAAGAUCAAACUAUGUAUAUUACUGAAACUUAAGACGUAUCGUAUGCUUCACUGUUUCAAUCAUUUUUAAGUUUCUUUUUUAAAAACCAAGAUGGCGUCAGCUGUGAAAAAAAUACUUUCGAAAGCCAGAAAAUUAUAGACUUUGAUAGUGCAAUCUUUCAAAUUAGACGUUGGUGAAGAGGUGGUACUUAAAGUUGGCAGCUGAUUAUUUAAAAAAUGUGAAUGCAAUAGUUUGAUAAUCAAACUAUUAGCAAAUCAAAAAUCUAUAAACUUAGGCUGUAUGUAUAAAAUUCACUAUCUGAACUGUACUUAUAUAAUCUGUAAGCUCACGACGCCAUUUUGGAUUUGACGGCAAGUUCAAAUACGCAUUUAAGUUGAAUGGUUUUUUUAUAUUUAAAAAAGGAACGCAUUUAAUUUGUAUAAAUGCUAAAUUAUGUCUUUCGACAAAAAAUGUCCAAAUACGUUUUACCCUUACGAGCUUUUCAAUAAAUCGGCUUAAAUGUAUAUUUAGACAGAGUUAUUUCAAAUAAUAGAUGUACGAUAUACACAUAUACAAACAGUGUCUGUUUAGAGCAGCUAUGAACUAUAUAAUUAUAUAUAUAUUUUGAAUGCGUUAA
Messenger RNA from Pectinophora gossypiella (pink bollworm), 4321 nucleotides. RefSeq names its product calsyntenin-1 (gene Cals). NCBI's taxonomy places the organism in Eukaryota, Metazoa, Arthropoda, Insecta, Lepidoptera, Gelechiidae. The record is from RefSeq and is a predicted model, not a curated record. Gene Ontology annotation, biological process: positive regulation of synaptic transmission; homophilic cell-cell adhesion; positive regulation of synapse assembly. Gene Ontology annotation, molecular function: calcium ion binding; amyloid-beta binding; kinesin binding. The coding region runs from base 174 to 3011 and encodes 945 amino acids. The transcript is spliced from 20 exons. Gene Ontology annotation, cellular component: postsynaptic membrane; cell surface.